UUGCAUAACACAAGCUAUACACACACAACCAAGAACAAUAUAUUAUAGUACAAUCAAUCAUUAAAAAGCUCAGCAAUUUGAGCAAAGCAGGCUUAAUAAUAUUUACAGGAAUUCGAGUCACCGUAAUAGUCGCUGUCUGAUCCCUUAAAGAACUCCCACUAUUUGUGUUUGUGUUUGUUUAUUAGUACUUGGUUGUAUGUACAUGUCUGUGUUAGUUUACUAGUACUUGUUUAUAGCUAUUUUUAUGUAUACAAUUUUUAUAUAUCUGUACCGACAUUCUAGCACUACCCUUUGGCCCUUUCAAUCCCUAGUGCUUGUUUUUGUUUAAUUUUAAUUUUUUUUGGGUUUUGUCAUUGUUUGAUUUCUGAUCAAAUCACCAACAAUUGAGUGUUCUUGGUUGUGGGUUUUUGAGGACCCUUUUGUGUCAGCAUGUGAUCUGGGUGGUUUUUGUUGAUUUUCAUUUUUCCCGGGAAAUUUUGGAAUUUUGUGAUUAUUGGGUGGAUUGAGAAGUGGGUCUUGAAAGGGUUUGAAUUUUCCGGGAAAAUUGGAAGUGGGGUUUGUGGAAUUUGACUUUUUAGGGAGAAUCGAGAACAGGGUUUGUGGGUUUUGCUGGAUUGCUGUGAUUUUCUGGGCUUAAGAAUUGGUGAUCUUUCGAGUUUGAUAUAUGGUCAAAGGCUUUCCUGAGUUUGUAUCUGUCAUAUGGUUUAGUGGCAGUAGGGAGGAAGAUAUAGUAGAUUUAUUUUGAUGUUUGUGGAAGGACUAAGAAGUGGUUUGUGAUAAUAUUGGUUGAUAAAGGAAGGAGCUUUAUUGAUAUUGGUACCUGUUUAUGCAAUUUCUUUUAGUGAUUUUUGGAUGAUCAGGAUGAAGAAGAAAUGUGUUAUACUCUUAGUCCAACUGUAAAUUUCAAGGAUUUGUUAUAGAUAGGAGACAGUAUAAGUUGAUUUGGUGUGUGUACAUAUUAAAUUACACACUUGGCUGCAAUUAUUGGAGAAUCAUGAAGUUUUUAAGUCUUGUUAGUAAUUCCUUUGGUUGUUCUGCAUCUGGGGAACGCUUGGUUUCUGCGGCAAGAGAUGGAGAUCUUCAGGAAGCUAAAGCUUUAUUGGAAUAUAAUCCCCGUCUUGCUAGGUAUUCAACUUUUGGUGUCCGGAAUUCCCCUCUUCAUUAUUCUGCUGCCCAGGGCCACCAUGAGAUAGUUUCCUUGCUGCUCGAGUCCGGAGUCGAUAUUAAUCUCAGGAAUUACCGUGGGCAGACUGCAUUGAUGCAAGCUUGUCAAUACGGCCACUGGGAAGUUGUUCUGACACUGGUCCUUUUCAAAGCUAACAUGCACAGAGCUGAUUAUCUUAAUGGAGGUACUGCACUGCAUUUGGCUGCACUAAAUGGACAUUCUCGGUGCAUACGAAUCCUGCUUGCUGACUACAUUCCAAGUGUUCCGAAUUUUUGCAAUAUCCUAAACAAAAGAUCUAGAACUGAUGAAUCUAUCUUAGAAUUUGAUAGGAGCUCACUCUAUCAGGUAAUCAAUAGUGCCUCUGAUGGAGGCAUCACUGCCCUUCAUAUGGCUGCACUAAAUGGGCAUGUUGAUAGCGUGCAUUUACUCAUUGAACUGGGGGCUUCUGUAUCUGAGGUAACUGUUGAAGAUGGGACCACGAUCGAUCUAAUAGGUGCAGGAAGCACACCUCUUCACUAUGCGGCAUGCGGUGGAAAUGCACAUUGUUGCCAGAUCUUAAUUGCAAAGGGAGCCAGUCUGACUGCGGUAAAUGCAAAUGGAUGGACUCCUUUGGCAGUUGCUCAUUCAUGGCACAGAGAUGGUCUUGAGGAGAUUCUGACCCCAAGGGUUCAGGGACAAUCUCCUCUUGCUUUUCCACCUUCUCCGUACUUGUGUCUUCCGUUCAUGAGCAUUGUCAAAAUUGCAAGAGAAUGUGGAUGGCGUAGCAAUGAUUCUCUUAACACGUGCAUGGACCCAUGUGUUGUUUGUUUGGAGCAGAAGUGCACAGUAGCUGCAGAAGGUUGCUAUCAUGAGUUUUGCACUCGAUGUGCUUUGUAUCUUUGUUCGACAAACUGCACCACUACAGUAGCUCAUGGUCCCCCAGGUUCAAUUGCUUGCCCUCUUUGUCGCCACGGCAUAGUUUCAUUUGUCAAGCUUGAGGCCACAUCAGCAAUAGUUAAGGACAUUGCUAGGACAAGUUUAUCGCUAUCAUUUUGCACUUGUACAGCCCUUGGUUCAGACACAAUAGAAACUCCAUUUUGCAAGCCCGAUGUGCAUUCUGCUCGAUUUCCCCCCACUGGAUCGUCUUUCCGUUCUCUGAGCUGCCAUAAGUUGUCAUCACUGAAACUCAACUCCAGCCUGUGCUUGGGAGCUUCAGAUUCCAAGUGUUUGAAAUCCAGUUACAGACGCUCAACAUCUAUUAACAGUGAUCGAGCAAAAGCGUGGUUAUGCUCUCUUCACCAGUGUGUAGCAACGGGUAUCGAUUACUAACCAUUGCUUUUAGAUAAUUCCUAUACAUGUUUCCACUCCACUCCAUCACAAGAUCAACAUGCAAGUGUUGUUUUUUUUGUAUCUGCUUUUCCUUUAUCGUAAUCAUUUUUGUGAUUUAUAAUCCAAUUACUCGAGUUGUUACUGUGAUUGGGUUUUGUGAUUCCCAAUUAAAAAAGAUGAAGUUUUUUAUCCCUUGCUUUGUAAAUAUAGCAUCUGCUAUGAGCAUGAAGCUAGUACAAGCAACUGUAAUUAUUCGAUACAUAUCGAUAUCGACCAUUGGUCUUUAUUGUCCAGAGACGUUUCUUCCAAAUUUUGAAUGAAUGAACUGGUGUUACAAUUCAA
This is a messenger RNA of Daucus carota subsp. sativus, 2815 nucleotides long. RefSeq names its product E3 ubiquitin-protein ligase XBAT32. NCBI's taxonomy places the organism in Eukaryota, Viridiplantae, Streptophyta, Magnoliopsida, Apiales, Apiaceae. The record is from RefSeq and is a predicted model, not a curated record. The coding region runs from base 995 to 2473 and encodes 492 amino acids. The transcript is spliced from 10 exons. Gene Ontology annotation, molecular function: protein binding.